Molecule: messenger RNA, 765 nt
Organism: Effrenium voratum
Lineage: Eukaryota; Dinophyceae; Suessiales; Symbiodiniaceae
Source: the annotation of a GenBank genome assembly
AUGAACCGCCGCCGGCGCAUUUAUGAAGGUAAAGGCAAGAUUCUCUAUGAAGGUCCGGAACCGGGAACCCUGGUCCAGCACUUCAAGGAUGAUGCGACCGCCUUCAACAACAAGAAACACGAAAUAAUUGACGGCAAGGGUGUGCUCAACAACCGCAUAUCCGAAUACAUUUUCAACCACCUGAAUGCCAUCGGCAUCCCGACUCACUUCAUCCGUCGCAUGAACAUGCGCGAGCAGCUGAUCCGGGAAGUUGAAAUCAUUCCGCUGGAAGUCGUCGUGCGCAACGUUGCCGCCGGCUCGAUCGCCAAGCGUCUGGGCCUGGAAGAAGGCACACAAUUGCCGCGGUCCAUCAUCGAGUUCUACUACAAGAACGACGAACUCGACGAUCCGAUGGUUGCCGAGGAACACAUAACCGCCUUCGGCUGGGCCACACCGCAGGAGCUCGAUGACAUGAUGGCACUCGCCAUCCGCGUCAACGAUUUCCUGUCCGGUCUUUUUCUGGGCGUCGGUAUCCGCCUCGUCGACUUCAAGAUCGAGUGCGGCCGUCUUUUUGAAGGCGACAUGAUGCGCAUCGUCGUCGCGGACGAGAUUUCUCCCGACAGCUGCCGGCUGUGGGAUAUCGAGACCAACGACAAGAUGGACAAGGACCGUUUUCGCCGGGAUCUCGGCGGUAUGCUUGAAGCCUACCAGGAAGUUGCCAAGCGUCUCGGCAUCAUGAUCGGCAACGAACGCCCACCCAACUCGGGCCCGACAUUGGUGCAGUAA